GUUAUCUCUUUACAGACGGGGUGGGGUGAAAGUACACAUGGUUUUUUUCAUGCUAUUUUAUUCCAGACUUUGACCGUGCAGCUACUCUGACAUACUUGACAAAGAACUGCAGGAUGAUUCACAUGAAGGACAGACUCCUCUUGGAACCUCAGCUCAGUGUCUUCAGUGCAUUGGUCUUGCAUCACACUGUGGUCCUCCUCCUCCUAAUACACUCUGGUGGAGGUCAGUCUCAGGUGAUUGGUACAUCUCAGCCAAUAGUGGCAAAGGUUGGUGAUGACAUAACUUUGCCAUGCCACCUGGAAACUGUUGGGGAUGCUACUGACCUGACUGUGGAGUGGGCGAGACCUGACCUAGAGCCCAGAUUUGUCUAUUUGAGACGAGACGGCGUGGAGCUUCAGCUUGAGGAGCAUCCAUUGUACAUGGGGAGAACAUCACUGUCCACCAAGAAACUUACAUGUGGAGAUAUUUCUCUUAAACUCUCCAAAGUAAAACUCUCUGAUGCAGGAACCUACAAAUGCCUUGUUCCAAAAUCUGGUACAGAAUCUGUUGUCGAGCUUACUGUAGGUUCUGUCUCCUCACCUGACAUAAAGAUAUCCAAAGUCAGCAAUGGUGUGGUUCUACAGUGUGAGUCUAAAGGCUGGUAUCCAGAGCCUGAGGUGUUGUGGCUGGACGGUGAGGGAAACCUCCUCUCUGCUGGACCUACAGAGACAGUCAGAGGUCCUGAUGAUCUCUAUACUGUCAGCAGCAGAGUGACUGUGGAGAAGAGACACAGCAACAGCUUCAGCUGUAGAGUCCAGCAGAAGAACAUCAACCAGACCAGAGAGACAACUAUCCAUCUUCCAGAUGAUUUCUUCAUGGAGCAGUCUAAUUCUGCUGUUCGCAUCACCAUCUGCUUGGCUGUCUGCUUCAUGUCUGUCAUGGCAGUCUUUGUUUUGUGGAAAUGUGGACCACACCAAAUCAAAACCACAAACGGCAGCACAGAACUUCAGCAUCUGGUGGAGGGAGAUAAAAGGACUCAGUUGGACAUGAAAGAGGAAAAACUUGAUGAGGACUUACAGAAGAAUGAGGGAGAUUUGAAACAUGUACAACAGGUGAUUCAAAUAUUGAUGAACCAGAGAGACAAACUGAACUCACUACUGGAUGAGGACAGGACACAGAGAGAGAAGAACAACGAGAAGCUGAAGAACCUCCCCAAAACAGACACAGGUAAAAAAAUGGAAAAGCGUGUAAAGACCAGAGAGGAUCUGGACAGGAGAGAGAAAGAACAUGAUGAACUGUUAUGGAACACAGGGGAGUUACAGAAGACAGCAGAGCAGAUUAUUACUAUAAUGACAGAAAGGAAAGAGAAACUAGAGAGAGAUAAGGAGAAAAUAAAUGAACACCUGAAAGAGACAGAGAGACAGAGAGAAGAGACUCAGAAGAAACUUCAGUUAGAGCAGCAAGUGAGAGAAGAGGAAAAAAAUAAUCCAUCCUCCAAUGAUGAUAAAUGAAGAAUUACGUAUUCAUAUUAGAUCCACAGUGUUGUCAAUCUACCUGAUCAUUCCAAACCAGCUGUGACCACAGUGAAGUUUGUCAGUCUAUUCUUUGCUCACUUCCUCCAGGUCAAGUCACUAAAGAACCAUUCACAUUUGACAUCAUUAAAAUGAACGAAGCAGGGUGCUGCAUUAACUUGAAUUUCAGAAAUCAUUUUUUUCUCAUCAUUGUCUUGCAUAAUGUUGCAUUCUUUUUAAAAGAUUGUACUAUAUUAUUCUUUUGCUGUAUUUGCUGUAAAAUUCAUGUUAGGCUGUACUUCACUGACAUAAAUAAUACUCACUGACAUAAAUAAUACUGUGAUUAAAUAAUCCUGAAAAUGUAUGAUAGAUAUCAGCAUCACCAAUUAUUUUAUUAAUGGUUAAAGUUUAAAUACAAAUUUAUAGUAGGCAUAUUUUUAUUUAAUUUUACCCAGAUUUGAUCUUUUGUCCCAAUUUACUGAUUGUGCUGUUGUGUUUACUUCAGGUUAGACAGUAACAGUCAUCCCACAAUCAGUUUCUCCUAACACUCCUAAAACCAGAACGUUGUUUUUCUUGCAGUCAUUGAUGUUUUAUAGCUGAGAAAUACAGAUGUGUUUUUGAUAACAACUGUACAUGACAAAUAAAUGAACAUUUUCUAGUCCAUCUAAUGAAGGCUGUCACAUUU
Molecule: messenger RNA, 2175 nt
Organism: Sander lucioperca (pikeperch)
Lineage: Eukaryota; Metazoa; Chordata; Actinopteri; Perciformes; Percidae
Product: butyrophilin subfamily 2 member A2-like
Exons: 6
Coding region: 114-1490 (458 amino acids)
Source: RefSeq, a predicted model, not a curated record